This is a messenger RNA of Babesia microti strain RI, 2661 nucleotides long. Its product is annotated as Ankyrin repeats (3 copies). Gene Ontology annotation, molecular function: protein binding. Bases 1 to 2661 code for a protein of 886 amino acids. The transcript has a single exon. NCBI's taxonomy places the organism in Eukaryota, Apicomplexa, Aconoidasida, Piroplasmida, Babesiidae. The record is from RefSeq and is a predicted model, not a curated record.
AUGAUUUACUCAAGUGAAAAUAACAACCUUAAUAUAUUAAAGGAUUGCGGAUGCAAAAGCCCAGGGGGUACUAUAAAAGAUAUCACUCAAAGUUCCUCAAUUAAUAACCAUACCAGUAGAUACGAUUUGAUAUCAGAUCGUUCCGUACGUAAUUCUCAAACACCGGGAAAUUUUACAAUCUACGGACCUGGUACUCCAGAAAAUGAAAUAUGGAAGCUCUAUAUUAAACACAUUGAGGGAUACCUUGAUGUGGCCUCUAUGCUAGCAUUAAGACAAACCUGCCGAUUGCUAUACAAUCACAAGUACAAGAUUGGUAAAGGGGAAUUGCUCUUUCAUGGAUUUAUGGGAUACGAAUCGAAAUUUGUGUUUGACAUCAUCUUUCCACUCGUUUAUAAGUCACUUCACCACUCCUACCAGCAUAAGCUGAGACUUGAUUUGUCAAGGUGUAUUUUGAUGCGCGAUAUAUCCAUAGUACGUAUGCUAGAUGCGGCACAUAGGUGUAACAACAAGGCUGAAGAUGAUGUCAGAAUUACUAAUUUGAGGGAAUUAAACCUUGACUUUUGCUACAAGCUCUCAGAUAAAGCCUUGGAGAUUAUGCUUACAACUCAACUUCCUUUUUUAGAAAAACUGAGCAUUCGUUGUGUACGCAAUAAGAAUAUGACUGGGAUACCGUUUAUGCGAGAUUUAAGCUCUCAUAAUUGGCCAAAAUUCACCCAGUUCUGCUGCUCCUUUUCAAACAUUUGGCUAGAACCUAUCAACGUUGUGGCAGAUUUUAUUAUCCGCACCGCAGUCAAUAUAAAUAACAAUAUCGAGAAUCGUAUGACCAACAAGCUGUUCAGACAUGGCUGUGAAGGAUUUACUACUAGUAUACCUAAUUCACCACUCCCAGCGUCUGCUUCCGCGUAUAAUGAUGGUCCAAAUGCUGCUAACACAACAAUCAUCCCUAGUGCUACUAGUAUCAGUGAUAAUAUGAAUGUGGAUGAAUCAAUAUACAAGCUGGUAGAAUAUCUACGUAAAGAACCGAUAAACGAUGAUCUGCCAAGGGUUACUCCUGUCUUGGAGAUUUUCGGUUCCUGGGGAAGUCGAUGUUUACUGGAAUCAAUGGGGUUUAGUUCUCAUACACGAGCUUUCUGCACUGCGCUAAAGGCGGGAGAUGCAAUCACAUGUGGCAAAUUGGCAAAGACCUUACAUUUGGAAUUUGAAUCGCUUGCAAAAUUGGACGAGUGGAAGAACAAUUCAACAGUGCAAUUGCUUCGCAAUUGUGGAAGUGAGUUGCUGGUAAACAGUCCCCUAACAAUAACAACUACAGAGCAUUCUGGUGUUGACGUAUGGACCCUACCAAUUUCUAUCGCAAUUCAGCAGGAGGAUCACGAUACAUUUAAUUUAUUACUGGUAAGAGGUGCAAAAUUAAAUAUUUGGGAUUACCUGGGCAAAUCUCCUCUUUAUCGUGCUUGUGAAGUGGAAAGGGUUGAUUUUGUCAAAUUAAUUUUGAAUAUUACUCUUGAACCUAUUGUCUUUGAUGAACAGGGAUUAUCGGCCCUUAGUAUUGCAAUUCAAAAGAGGAACAUAGAAAUUGUUAAGUUACUAUUGAAUAGUGGUGCCGAAUUAAACAUAAAGUCUCCUCAUGUUAAGUGCUACAAAUCACCGCUUUAUAUCGCUUGUGAGACAAAUUGUCCAGAGAUAAUCCAGUUGUUACUGGAUAAUGGUGCAGAUCCUAAUUGGCGAUUUCAACUUAAAUUAACACCUACACUCAUAGCCUAUAGGUUGGACCCAUCUUGGCUUGAAAUAUUCAUCAAAUUCGGAGCAGGUACUCCGAGAGAGAAUCGUUGGGUCCUAACAGAAGUACUAAGCUGUGCUAUAACCAAAAAUGAUAUAACUUCUGCCAAAUAUUUAAUAGAUCUUUUUCCUGAUUUACUAGGCCGAGAACAUGACAUAUGGUCGAAACCGCACAUACAGGCAUCAAAACUGGGUAAUUUGGAAAUUUUAAAAUAUCUUACCCAAGAUAAAUCGUUGCUAGAUAAUCUAGAUUCUAGCGGUACAUGCGCUUUACACGCAGCUACCGAAGAGGGACAUCUCGAGUGUAUUGAGUAUUUGUUGAGUGCAGGCGCUGAUGUUAAUUUAUGUAACAAAUUCGACCAAAAUUCACUACACCUGGCGGUGCUGGAGAAUAAAUAUGAUGUGGCAAAGCUUUUGUUAGAGCACAAGAUUUGCGUGAAUCAGAAGGAUAAUAUGCAGGGAGAGACACCACUAAUGACCUGCAUACGAACUAGAAAUGAAAGCAUUGGUUUGCUAAUAGUUAAUAAUGCCGAUAAUUUGGACUUCAAUGCCCGUGAUUCAAUGGACCGUAACUGCUUGAUGUAUGCAUUGUUCUUUGGCCAAAACACUUUAUCGGAUUUGCUGGCCCAAAAAACACCAGAACUGACACCAGGCAACAACCCUCAUUUAGUUCAAAGUGUUAAUAGCGUUGGUAACGACAAGAAGAAGUUGCGCAAUAUUCUGAAGAUAUUCUGGCCCAAAAAUGCCACUGUAGAACACACACGGAUUAAAACGAUAGAUCGAGUACCCUCAAAUACAGCUUCUUUCUCUCUUCUCCGCUCGAGGCAAAUACAGAAUAACUCCAUCAUCUACCAAAACUCUGCAAUUAGGAGUAACAGCGGCUAG